Symphalangus syndactylus (siamang) is the source of this 2633-nucleotide messenger RNA. RefSeq names its product pleckstrin homology like domain family B member 3 (gene PHLDB3). Lineage: Eukaryota; Metazoa; Chordata; Mammalia; Primates; Hylobatidae. The record is from RefSeq and is a predicted model, not a curated record.
GCCCGUCGCUCCCUCCUCCCUCGGGAGCUGUUGGACCUGUUGUCCCCCUCCACUUCCGGGCUGCUGGGGAGGGGGACCGGGCGGCCUCUCUCCCCCCUCUUCCCCUGCCACCUGUCUCAUAGGCAGAAGCAGCCGUGCCCAGCGCGCAGAGCGGAGCGCGCCGAAGCCUGAGCUGGUGAGGGGGCCGAAGCUGUGGGGAGGUGGCAGCUGGACUUCGGAAUCUCAAGGACUCCGACUCCUGGCUUGUUCAGAGGAGAGCCUGGGAGCCCCGACUCCUGGAUCCCUAGGCCCCGCCUCCUGGGGGGAGUCUCGGCGCCCCGGAGCAGACGCGAGCGGCGCUCAGCAGUCCUAGGCCUAGCCCCCGCCCAGGCCCCGCCCCCAGAGCGCCUGGUCCCGCCCACCCUGCAGGAGCCCGAGCGGCCAUGGGGACGCGGAGCAGCCCCGAGGAGGGUACGCCGCCGCCUCCGGUCCCGGAAUGCGACGUAGAUGUCCAGCCCCAGGGCCAUCCCGAGGAGUCCCGGGAACAGGAGGCACCCGAAGUCCUGGCGGAACCUUCGAGCUGCAGGGGAGCUGAGCAGCAGGCGGAGGAAGAAGUGGGAGAAGGCAGCAGCACUGAGAGCAGCCGCGACGCGCCCGAGGCUGCGCCUCGGAUAGCGAUGGCGGCCACACCUCCCGCAUCCACCUCUUCGCGGGAAGGGGUGCGAGGGGCGGCGCGGCGCCUGCAAGGACAGCAGCUGGAGUCAUUGACUCGCGUGGCCCUGAUGGAGCAGCGAGUGAAGGAGCUACAACGCCAGAGGAAGGAGCUGAGGAUCGAGAUGGAGGUGGAGGUGGCCUUGCUGCGGGGUGAGCUGGCUGGGGAGCGAGUGGCCGCUCGCCGGGAGGAGGAGCAGCUGCGGGAGCUGCUGGGGCAGCAGGCGGCCUCGGAGCAUCGCGGCCGCCAGCAGCGGGAACAGGAGCAGAGGCGGCUGAGCCAGGAACGGGAUCGCCUAGAGGGUCUUCGCCAGAGACUCCGCGAGGCCCAGGGACAGCUCGACUCACAGCCAGAGGACCAACGAGAGCGGCUUCUGCAGGGUGUGCAGGAGAUGAGGGAACAACUGGAUGUGGCCCAACGCGCCUAUGAGGACCUGGAGUUCCAGCAACUGGAGCGGGAGAGCCGGCAGGAGGAGGAGGAUCAGGACAGCCCUGGGCCCCAGGUGCCAGACCCCAAGGUCCAGGAACUUCAGGCCAGCAUGGCGCAGCACAGACACCGGAUCCGGGUCCUGGAAGAGCAGCUCAAGUCACUGGGGGAGCAGAUGGCAGCUGAGAGCCGGGGGCUGAGCCGGAAGAAGGAGGAGGCCCUUCAGGCCCUGUCACAGGAACGGAGCCGGCUGCUCGAGCUCAACUGCCUUCAGGGAACACCUGGCGGGGACUUCUCUGAGCCCAACCCGGCCCUCACUAAGCUGCUGUUCACCCAGAAGACAGACCACCAGCUGCUGGUGCUCCAGGACGCCGUGGCCCACUCCGCUGCCACCCCUACUUCUUCCUGCCUCUUCUCUGUCCAUAGCUCCAUGCAGGGCUCCAUUGGCCUCCAGAGGACUGGGAGCCUGCCCCGGAAAAGGGGAGAGAGGGCGAGCCAGAGAGGAUCCCCCCGACCUCUGUCCUUCCAUUGUACUGAAUCCCUGGAGGCCUCAGCUCUCCCACCAGCAGUGGGGGACUCUGGCAGAUACCCCCUCUACCAGCUACUGAACUGUGGCCGUGGGAAUAGCUGUGGGGCCAUCCACCCACACAUUGCCCACAUGGAGCGGCUCCUGCAGCAGGCCAUGGCGGAGAGGGAGCGGCUGCUCAAGGCCCGGGAAGGAACAAGAAGGGGCACGGAAGGUUCCUCAGGCCCUGCUGUUCCUGCCAUCACGGCUCCGCCCACCCCAACUCACUCUCCAGGCCCGCGAAUCUUGGAUCUCCGGCAGCAUCUGGAGGGGUGGGGCCACAACCCGGAAAACUGCCCACAUGUGCAGGUGUCUGGGGGCUGCUGCCGCGGACCCCUGGUGAAGAUGGGUGGCCGCAUCAAGACCUGGAGGAAGCGAUGGUUCUGCUUUGACCGCCAAGCCCGCCGCUUGGCCUACUAUGCGGACAAGGAAGAGAUCAAGCUCAAAGGUGUCAUCUACUUCCAGGCCAUUGAGGAAGUCUAUUACGACCACUUACGCUGUGCCUUCAAGAGCCCCAACCCCCGCCUGACCUUCUGCGUCAAAACCUACGAACGCCUUUUCUACAUGGUGGCUCCGAACCCCGAAGCCAUGCGCAUUUGGAUGGACGUCAUCGUGACAGCAGCUGAUGAAAACCACGCCCCCUGAGUGGCCCCGCCCUCUUGGGGGAAGUCCCUUCGAGGCUCCUCCGGCGCGGGGCGCGGGGGCGUUCCUGGGCCCCGCCCACUGCCGGAAAACUUGGUCGCACCGCUUUGGAACUCUCCCGGGAAUUCCGCAGGCGCCGCAGCUCAGCUGGCCUGAGCUGCUGCGUUCUGGGUUGCAGGUGCCUUGCCUCCGACGGGAUCGCCGGCCCCUGAGGCCCUGCCCGGGGCAGGAGGAAGAUUGCAGGGGCGGGAAGAAACUAUUUAUUGGUGCUCCUGUGAUACCGAAUUAAAUACGGAGGAAAAACAGGAA